AGGUGACAGUCGCAGUCAUGGCCGAGUUGAUUGCGGUGCCGUUGAAGAAGUCCGCGGACGUAGAACUGGUAAAACCACUGCGGAAUCUGCUGCAGAAUACAUAUGAGGGCGCGGAAGACUGCACGGACUCGCUGACGGAGCUGGCGCGGUUGCGCUCCGACGCGAUAUGGAAGGUGUACGACAGGGCCUCGCUGGACGUUCUCUACAGCUACUACGACCAGCUGGCGUCGCUGGAGGAGAAGGUGCCGCCGCAGGAGGUGCAGAUCCCCUUCAAGUGGAAGGAUGCCUUUGACCGGGGAUCUCUCUUCGGGGGAAGAAUUAGUCUUACUGUCAGCUCGCUGUCAUAUGAGCAUGUGUGUAUCUUGUUCAACAUCGGAGCCCUGCAGAGCGUGCUGGCCUCCCAGCAGCCGCUCGAUACCGAGGACUCGCUCAAGCUGGCUACCAAGCUGCUGCAGCAAGCUGCGGGCGUAUUCUCGCACUUGAAGGCAACAGUGAUGGGGGCCGUCCACCAGGAGCCCACUCCCGAUCUUCAGCCCGACACACUACAAGCCCUCGCUUCGCUCAUGCUCGCCCAAGCACAAGAAGUCAUCGCCUACAAGUGCAUCCGAGAUGAGAUGAAAGAGGGCAUGGUGGCGCGGGUCUGUGCGCAAUGCGAAGAGCUGUACACAGACGCGCUUCGCAUGAUCAACCGAGAGCCACAGAGAGCGCUUUUUGACCGCGAGUGGUCCGCCAUAAUAACAGCAAAACAGAUGGCGUUCCGUGGCCUGACCCAGCUGUUCCAGGGCAUGAUCUGCCGCACCAACAAGGCUGUAGGCGAGGAGAUAUCUCGUCUUCAGGUUGCCGUGGAACAACUUAAGGGAGCUCUGGGCAGGCUGCCACAGGCGCCUUUGCUGUCGGAGCAGCUCACCAAGGCCAUGAGAUUCCUCGCAGAAGCCACAAAAGACAACGACUUCAUCUACCACGAGCGCAUCCCCGACGCGCGUCAGCUCGAGCCCGUGUCCCGCGCCGCCGUGGCCAAGGCGCUCCCUCCGCCCGCCCGCUGGGGCCCCGCGCCGCCCGCGGGGCGGGACCUGUUUGCGGCGCUGCUGCCGGCCGCGGCGCACCGCGCGCUGCAGGCGGCGGCCGCGAGGAGAGCAGAGGCGGUCAAUGCUGAGGUGAACAAGCUCCGCGAAGCCACCCAGCUCCUCAACAGCAUCCUCGCCUCCCUGAACCUUCCUGCCUGCGUCGAAGAGCAAGACUCCGGAGAAUUACCCGAGUCUAUCCGAAGCAAGGCGGCCGCCGUACGUGCGGCCGGCGGCCCGGGAGCCCUACGGGCGUUGAUGGAAGAGCUACCACAACUGCUGCAGCGGAACAGGGAUAUUUUAGACGAGGCGGAACGCAUGCUACGCGAAGAAGAAGAAGCGGACGCGGCGCUCCGCAGCCAGUUCGGCGCGCGCUGGGGCCGCACGCCCUCCCCGCAGCUCACGGAGGCCUUCCGCGCCAACGCGGCCAAGUACCGGCAGAUCAUCGACAACGCCGUCCGCGCCGACAGCAUCGUGCAGCAAAAGUUCGCUCAACAUAGGGAGGACAUCGAGCUCCUCGGGCGCAGCGACGGCGAGAUCACCGCCGGCGUGCCCGAGGCGGCGGGCGGCGGCGGCGGCGCCGGCGCCGGCUCGGCGGCCGCGGAGCUGCGCGCGUUGCUGGCGCGGGUGGAGACGCUGAAGAGGGAGCGGGACAGCCUCGAGAGCGAUCUCAAGGACGUCACUCUUGACCUCAAGGAGCAAUUCCUAUCGGCGCUGGCUGCGGACGGCGCGCUGGACGAGCCGCUGACGGCGGGCGCGCUGGGCGCCGCGCUGGCGCCGCUGCAGCGCCGCGCCGCCGCCCUGCAGCAGCAGCAGGACGCAUUAGUGGGCGAGAUCCAGCAGGCGCACGGGCGGUUCGCGGCGGCGGGCGGCGGCGGCGGCUCGCGCGGGCGGGCGCUGGGCCGGCUGUGCGCCGCGCACGACGCCUACACCGACCUCACCAACAACCUCAAGGAGGGCGUCAAGUUCUACAACGACCUCACGCAGUUGCUUGUGACCUUCCAAAACAAAAUCUCGGACUUCUGCUUCGCGCGUCGCACUGAGAAGGAGGAGCUGCUCAAAGAUCUGACGCAGGACGCCUCGAGGGUCUCACGCCCCGCCCCUGAUCCCCCGCAGGCGCCUGUUCAAGAGCCGAUCGCGGCGGUGCGGAAGGAGCCGCCGCCGCGCCCGCCGCCGCCGAGCGCCGCGCCCUCCGCCUCCCCCGCCGCCCCCGCAGCCCCCGCCGCCGCCGCACUGCCCUAUCCCAUGCAACCACAAGGCAUGCCGCUACCGUACGGCGCGGCGCCGUACUACUACGCGGCGCCCAUGCCGACGGGCUACAACCCGUACGCCACGCUGCCCUACCCGCACCACGCGCCGCGCGCGCCCGCGCCGCCCUACCAGCCCUACCAGCACCCGCCCGCGCCGCAGGGCUACCCGCAGCCCCCCCCUCACGGCUACAACCCCUAUGGCACGCAGUAGCAGCCCCGCCUCCACUGGACCUACACUACCUGCAGUGAGGCUGGAAUACUGCGACGGACGGAGCUCGAAUCGUUGACGCCUAUGCUUUUAAUCCUUCUCCGGGCAUAGUACAAUUUAUCGACCCCAUACGCGCCGAUAGAAUUUCAACUUUAGACUUCUGAUUUAAUGUUCAAAUUAGUUUGCAUUUUCGGGAGAUAUGACUUGUCUUCAAAUGAAUCAUCAAAGCUAAAUUGAUUGUAAUAUAUUUAGAUUUUUUCAAGAAAACCUUGUAGAUUGGUGCGGCCUGGAAAAGGGUUAAAUUGAACACGUAGAGACACACUCCCACAUGACUUUACUCUAUAUUAAAGUUCGGGUUAACCGUCACCCGUGCUGCAAUAUAUUUAAACACUAUUCGGUGUAAUUGAUCACUCCCCAAUGACAAUUAUUAGUCGUAAACUCCAAUCAAAAAGUAUCUUUUGAAAAGAUUCAUUCGAUACAUAUUUUUUUUUACUUUUUGAUUAGCAUUUAAACAAAUUACGAUUAUCACGUUGUUGGUUAAGUAGCGCACCUCCUUUCCAAAAACAAUAUCGGUACUCCAUUGGGUGUCAGCGAAGCAGCUGGCAUAAUCAUACAUCAACAUAAGUAAC
Cydia pomonella (codling moth) is the source of this 3148-nucleotide messenger RNA. It is a transcript of the gene ALiX, whose product is annotated as programmed cell death 6-interacting protein. Gene Ontology annotation, molecular function: protein binding. Gene Ontology annotation, cellular component: endosome. The record is from RefSeq and is a predicted model, not a curated record. Lineage: Eukaryota; Metazoa; Arthropoda; Insecta; Lepidoptera; Tortricidae. Gene Ontology annotation, biological process: mitotic cytokinesis.